UUGUUUAGAUUCUGGACAUGUCACAAAGUAGUGGAGUCCAUGUCAAUAAUACAUGCUACUGUGCAAGAAUGGCAAUAAUGAAAACAUCUUGGACGGAUUUGAAUCUAGGGAGGAGAUUCGCUAUAUGUCCCAAAUAUAAGCAAAUUGGGGGUUGCAAAUACUAUGUGUGGAUUGACCCUCCAAUGUGUGACCGAUCUCGUAACAUAAUUCCUGGUUUACUUAGAAAGAUCAACAAGUACGAAGAUGAGUUGAAGAAGUGUGAAGAUGAGUUGAAGAAGUGUGAAGAUGAUUUGAAGAAGUGUGAAGAACAACUCAUUAAGAAGGGGUCAAGGGAAAAAUGGUUGUGGAUUGCCUUGACAGUUGCAAUGUUUUUAGUGUAUAUGUUUGUUUAAAUGUUUAGAACAAGUAUUGAUCUUUCUAUGUUAUGUACUUGCCUUCAAUUAAGUAGUUGUAAUAACUUUUUAACUUUAUGUUGUUGUGUAAUGGCAAUAUAGAUUUGUAAUGAAUGUUAUUGUAUACCUACUGAGUUUUGCAUAAGAAAAAAACCUAAUCAUUUAAAAAGUAACUAAGUGCACAAGAAACAAACUAUAUAGUCUUAGCAAAAUCCAAAAUACUACAAAAUAGUGCAAAGUCUUACGAAAAUGCAAAAUACAUAGUCUUACCAAAAUACAAAAUACUACAAAAUAGUGCAAAGUCUUACCAAAAUGCA
This is a messenger RNA of Erythranthe guttata (spotted monkey flower), 709 nucleotides long. NCBI's taxonomy places the organism in Eukaryota, Viridiplantae, Streptophyta, Magnoliopsida, Lamiales, Phrymaceae. The record is from RefSeq and is a predicted model, not a curated record.